Molecule: messenger RNA, 1545 nt
Organism: Malus domestica (apple)
Lineage: Eukaryota; Viridiplantae; Streptophyta; Magnoliopsida; Rosales; Rosaceae
Product: NAC domain-containing protein 43-like
Biological process (GO): regulation of DNA-templated transcription
Molecular function (GO): DNA binding
Source: RefSeq, a predicted model, not a curated record
UGACUGCGGUGUACCCUUUACGAAAUCAAACCCCUCCUUUGUGUUUUCUCCUUCAAUUCGAUUCGCUUCUCGUCAUCUCCAAUUCUCUCAUCACUACCAAUAUUUUGUCUCUCUGUUUUUAUCUUUGAUAUAAUGUCAGAUGAUCAAAUGAGUCUAUCAAUAAAUGGUCAAUCUCAAGUUCCCCCAGGUUUCCGGUUCCAUCCAACCGAAGAGGAGCUUCUUCACUACUAUCUUAGGAAGAAAGUUGCCUUUGAGAGGAUUGAUCUUGAUGUAAUUCGAGAAGUUGAUCUUAAUAAGCUUGAGCCAUGGGACAUUCAAGAGAAGUGCAAAAUAGGUUCCACUCCACAAAAUGAUUGGUACUUCUUCAGUCACAAGGACAAGAAAUACCCAACCGGAACUCGAACCAAUCGGGCAACCACUGCUGGGUUUUGGAAGGCCACCGGGCGGGACAAGAUCAUCUAUAGCGGCUUCAAAAGAAUUGGAUUGAGGAAGACACUUGUGUUUUAUAAGGGUCGAGCUCCUCAUGGACAAAAGUCAGAUUGGAUCAUGCAUGAAUAUAGGCUUGAUGAAAGCAACACUCAUGAAACCACCGUUUCUAGCUCAAUGGGGGAGUCGAUGACCGAAGAAGGGUGGGUGGUCUGCCGGGUAUUCAAGAAGAAGAACUAUCAGAAAGCUUUAGAGAGCCCUAAAGCCUCCUUCUCCAUGGACUCAUCAAACAACCAAAUGCAUGGUUCAAGAAACGAUGGUGUUCUUGAUCAAAUACUGAUGUACAUGGGAAGGACUACUUGCAAGCUGGAAAAUCAUGAUCAAUCCUUAACCAUGAAUAACAUCUCAGAAAGAUUUAUGCAUCUGCCAAGGCUUGAGAGCCCAACUCUUCCAAACCUUCCCACUUUCGAUCAGGAACGUAGCUUCAAAGCUUGCUAUUCGGCCAUUGACGACAUGUUCAUAGAAACUGAGCCUUCUUCAACAAACCAACCAAGCAAUGGUUGUCACAAUAAUGACCUAGUCGAUGAUCAUGAGUACCCCAAAACAAGGCUAAAUGACUGGGCUACCCUUGAUAGGCUUGUGGCAUCCCAACUAGGUCAACUCAAUGGCCAAGAUCAAGAGACACCAAAACACUUGUCUUGCUUUGGCGAUCCAAACAUGGCCUUUUGUUCUUCUCCUCAUCCUAAUGAUCAAGACAAUGACGUACAGCUAUCAUAUCCAUACCUACGUACAAGUAGAUCAUCCGAUCAUCAAUCCGAAGUAUACAACAACGAGAAUGAUCUGUGGAACUUCACCAAAUCGUCGUCAUCACCGUCAUCAUCGGACCCGCUUUGCCACUUGUCGGUGUAAGGGAAGCACUUGAAACGACAUAUAUACUAUAUACGAUAUAUAGUAGCUUAACCUAUAAGAAAUAUAUAUAGGAAGUGCGUACGUACGUUUAUGUUUAAAUGAGAAUACUUGUAAUGAAUAAUAAAUAAUAAAUGAAUUAGGUGAUAACUGAGAUAGUGUGGCAUUGUCAUACCAUUAUCUUUACUUAAAUAAACAUGUCUUUCCAUUAAA